This is a messenger RNA of Brugia malayi, 729 nucleotides long. Its product is annotated as diacylglycerol acyltransferase family protein. Gene Ontology annotation, molecular function: diacylglycerol O-acyltransferase activity. Gene Ontology annotation, cellular component: endoplasmic reticulum membrane. Lineage: Eukaryota; Metazoa; Nematoda; Chromadorea; Rhabditida; Onchocercidae. The coding region runs from base 1 to 729 and encodes 242 amino acids. The record is from RefSeq and is a predicted model, not a curated record. Gene Ontology annotation, biological process: triglyceride biosynthetic process. The transcript is spliced from 5 exons.
AUGGUGGCCCAUUAUUCUACUGUACUUAACGUGAAUUACCUUAUUGGCUCGCAUCCACAUGGAAUUAUUUCGAUGAAUACAUAUGCUAAUUUCGUAACCAACGGUACCGGACUAUUUGAAAAACUUCCUGGAAUGACUGUUCGAGUGUGUACAUUGGUAUCGCAAUUCUGGAUACCACUACGUCGCGAAUGGGCAAUGCUACAUGGAUUAAUUGAUUGCAGUAAAGAGAGCUUACAUUAUGUGCUGAAUAGCUCUAUCAACAACAUUGUUGUACUUAUCGUAGGAGGAGCAGAAGAAGCGCUGGAUGCACAUCCCGGUAGCCAUAUGUUAACACUCAGUAAACGAAAAGGCUUCAUAAAAAUUGCAAUAGAAACGGGUGCCCAACUAGUGCCAAUGUACUCUUUUGGGGAAAAUGAACUUUUCGAACAGGUAAGCAAUCCUGAAGGGUCUUCUUUACGGUGUUUUCAAAGUAAAUUGAAGAAAAUUAUGAAAUGCUCUUUGCCAAUAUACCAUGGCUGUGGAUUAUUCAGCAAUUUUGGGCCGCUUCCUUAUAGCAAACCCAUCGACACUGUUAUUGGGACACCCAUACCUGUGAUCAAAAAGAAAAAUCCAACAGAAGAAGAAAUAGAUCGCCUCCAUGAACAUUACAUCAACGCCUUGACUACACUCUUUGAGACUUACAAAACCCAAUUCGGAGUACCAAAAAAUGCUUCGCUGAUUAUUCGAUAG